Molecule: messenger RNA, 519 nt
Organism: Monascus purpureus
Lineage: Eukaryota; Fungi; Ascomycota; Eurotiomycetes; Eurotiales; Aspergillaceae
Source: the annotation of a GenBank genome assembly
AUGGCCUUCGAAUCGCGUGAUCCCAUCAAAGACAUUUGGGGUCCUCGAACCCCCUAUCUCCACGAAUGGCCUCAUCGAGAAGACAAAUUCAUUGAAGAAGAACCGGAUAAAUGGGUCCAGAGCGCAUGUGUCUUGUGCAGUAAUGGCUGCGGCCUUGAUAUCGGUGUGAAGCAGAGCAGAGUAGUCGGUGUCCGAGGACGCGUUACUGAUCGUGUAAAUAAGGGUCGUCUGGGUCCGAAGGGACUUAAGGGCUGGGCAUCGAUCAAUCAUCCCGACCGGCUAACGCAUCCCCUCGUGCGGAAAAAUGGCCAACUUGUCCAGACAUCCUGGGAUGAAGCCAUGUCGCUGAUUGUUGAGAAAGCACAGGAUAUCCGUCGUCGGAUGACGGGGCAUGCCAUUGCAUUUUAUACGUCCGGACAGUUGUUUCUGGAGGAGUACUACGCACUGGCGGUUAUUGGGAAGGCAGGGCUGAACACUUUAAACAUGCAUGUCUCGAGUUCCAGGAAAGCCUUUUUCUAA